Linum tenue is the source of this 2187-nucleotide messenger RNA. NCBI's taxonomy places the organism in Eukaryota, Viridiplantae, Streptophyta, Magnoliopsida, Malpighiales, Linaceae. The record is from the annotation of a GenBank genome assembly.
CGCUCCACUGCUUUCCCUACCCCCAAUUCUCUGGCAAACGGCCAUGGCGUCGUGUGAUAUGGAGCUCGUGUACCCUAUUCCUCUUAUGGGGGAAAACUACUUCGAAAAGCUGAACCAAUCAGCAAAAGAUGUCGUCGAUGAAAUUCGCAAAGAAACCCCAAAUUUCUCUCAGUUUAUCCAAGUUUUCUACGAGCUAAUGCAAUCGAAGCGCGACCCACCUCUGGAAGCCAUUUGGUUCUACUCAGCUCUAUCCUUCCGCUCCCUGAAGACGGGAAAUGAGGGUUCUUCCGAUCGACUCGCAGCCGUGAAACAACUCUUUCAGCUCGUCUCGGGUUGUUCCGCACCUUGCAGUGACUCGACAAGCAUGGCGCUGCUGGCUCCGGUUGUCUUCGAGCUGUAUAAAUUGGUUCAAGAAGUAUUGAGCGGAGAUUUAGGGGCCAAGAGAGUGAAGAAACUGGUUAAAAAGGUUCAGUCUUUGAUUGGGUCUGUUCUCGGUUAUGUCGGUGUGUGUUCGGGGGCUUCGAGUGAAGAGAAGGAUUCGAGCUUGAUUGUAAAGUUUGCGGAUUUGGUCGCUGUGUGGAUGGAAGGGAAGGAAGAGGUGUCGUCGUUUUUGCCGCUUCUGAAUGAUGAAUUGCGCAGAGUGAUUGGUGCUGGUGGGUUUAGUGUGGAGCAGUUGGCUGGAGCUGUUACUGCGGAGUUAUUCCUGUUGAAGCUUUGCGUUGAUUUACGGGUUGGGAACAGAGGAGUGGAGAUGGAGAAGGAUUUGAAGGAUUGGAUUGUCGGGUCAAUUACUGGCUUUGGGAGCGUUUCUUUUUUUGAUAUUCUGUUGAGGAUGCUGCUAGAGCCGAGAUUACCGGUCGCUUCACUGCUGAGUUCUGAAGAGGAGAUCUUGCUGAGAACUACUUUGUAUGAUGCUGUCAUAUUGGUAGAGUACACUUCCCUCAAUCCUCGUACUGCAGUUGAUCUGCCUGCAGAGAAUUUCAUAAGCAUUGCCUUGAAGCGGCUGGUCCUCUAUCUUGAGGCCACAGAAUUUUUCAGGAAAGAAGGGAACCAUAAGAGGGCCAUUUCCUAUUCCAGUUCCUUCGCUGGUUCUCCAUUACCAUUGCAAAUAGCCAAAUUUGUCACAAGCCAGAUUGGCAUGGGGGAAGAAGCAGGCAGGUUGCAUGUUUCAUCUCCUAAGGCUCUCAUAAAAUGGUUGUUCUCCCUUGAGGGUCAAGGCAUAAGAAUAUAUGACGAUAGCAUCUCACGGACUCGUGUCAAACUUGCGCUUGAUUCUUCUUCCAAAGCUGAGAAUGUCGAACCGGAGGGAAAUAUAGUGGAUUCCGAUCUUCCGAUCUACAUUGAUAACAAGGGAGAAAAAGGAGAAGAUUAUGAUGAAGAAAAAGACGAAGAGGUGAACAAUUUAUCAAUGACAGCUGCCUUCAUGACUGCUGCACACUCUAUGGCAGUGUUGGAAAGAAAAGAAGGUAAGAAACGAAAAGAAGACCGAAGUGAGGGGAAGAACAAGAAGAAAAGAAGCAAACUUGUUGCUGCAGAAGAGCUAUCUGAUGGUACUUCUGAUUCAGAUGCAGUGCUCAGUGAUGAUGGUUCAAGCAGUGAGAGUGAAGUAGAGAACCCUACCAGUGACGAGGAUGCCUGACUUAUUAAUGAGUUUUUGGCAUUGAGAGAAGAGGACUGAGUCAAUCACAUUCGUGAAUGUAGUGCAAUCACAUUUUUAUUCCGAGUCAAUUGGAGAUGACAUUUUGUCUGCCUGGUCAGCUGCUAAAUGAGGCAACCUUUUAACCUUUGUAGCAUAGUGAAAGAGUGUAUUCUGAUUUUAUUUUUUGAACAAUGUGUUCUGUUGUCAUUACAAAAUAUUGGUGCGGUAAGGAUUUACAAUCGUAUUCUCUUCACUGCAUAAAUGUUAUGCAUAUAAACAACACUGUACCACUACCACAUACAAAGGCAAGAAAACCCCUGUGCAAAAACUCGAAUGCAAGUGUUCCAUCAAUCUAUUGCUUCCAAAAACUCUGCUCUGGUAAGUCGUCAGACGUACACUUCAAUCAAGUUGCGAAAUAUUUGGAACAUAGAAUCUGUUCAGAGGUUGCCGCAGUUGUUCAAUUCGAUGUCAAAAUGCUGGAUCAGUUCUUCUACAUGAUGACCUGCCUGCAAUAUCCCCAUUGCUACCACAGUUUGUCUUCUCCUGGA